AUGAUUUAUGUCUUCUUCAAACUCAGGAAUUAUUUGAAAAAGUUGAUUGCAAAUCAAAAUUUUCUUUGCUUUGAUCCAGAAGUAUGGCCACAACUAGAGGAUUACAAUAAUGCAAAAGAGAUAGUGACUGCAGUACGGGUAGUUAAUGAUUGUGCUGAGCGAGCAGUUAAAUUGGCAUCUGAUUUUAAUACAGCACUUACUCAUGUUGAAAAUCAGCGCCAGUUGAUGUAUCAGAUGUUCGCGUUGAUGAAAAGGAUUAGGAAGACGAUGAUGAGGCAAAGGACGACGGUAGUGAUGGAAACAACCAACCUAUCCAUCAAAAUUAGGGAAGGUAGGAUAGUGGCUACUUUUGGUGGCCAGUGGAUUGUGGCUACCCUCUGUGGCCACUGGGUGGUCGCUACCUUCGGCUGUCCCUGGAUUGUCGCUACCCUCGGUGACCACUAA
Messenger RNA from Helobdella robusta, 444 nucleotides. RefSeq lists its product as hypothetical. Bases 1 to 444 code for a protein of 147 amino acids. The transcript has 3 exons. The record is from RefSeq and is a predicted model, not a curated record. Lineage: Eukaryota; Metazoa; Annelida; Clitellata; Rhynchobdellida; Glossiphoniidae.